AGGGAGAGAGAGGGAUAAACAGGAAGUCAGGGAAAGAAAUGGAUAGAGAGAAAUAGUGAUGGAGUGAGAGUGGAAGAGAUAAGAGGGAAGGGAGAGAGCGGGGCACAGAAAGUUACAGAAAGGGAUGAAUACGGACAGAACAAAGGAUGGGACAUUUCCUCUGCUGAUCCCUACCACCUCGUCUAAUUAUCUCCUGCAGAUUACCUCAAUCCACUCCUAGAGAGAAACCUGCAUUCCGCUGGCUCACAUCUGCAUUGAGGAUUUACAAGACAGCCCUUCAUCAUACAGCCUUCCCAACCUAGGAACCUGCAACACUGAUCCGGGACCCACCAUGCGUGUUCUGCGCUGCACUGAAAGCUGAAGACGUCCCAGCACUAAUAAACCGGUUGAGCUGUCCCUUUAAACUGGCAUUGUCCCUUUAACCUGGUAUUGCCCCUUUAACGUGGCAUUGCCCCGUUGACCUGACAUUGUCUCUUUACUUUGGCAUUACCCUUUUAAUUGGGCAUUUAGCCAUUAACUUGGUAUUGCUAUUUUAAUCUGUCAUUAUCCAUUUAACCUGGUAUUGUCCCUGUAACCUGGCAUUUCCACUUUAACCUAGCAUUUCUCUGUUAACCUGGUAUCAUCCUUUGCCUUUGAACUGGGCAUUUUACUUUUAAUUUGGCCAUACCUUUUUAACUUUGCAUUGUCCAUUUAAAUUGUCAUUGCCCCUUUAACCUAGCAUUGUCCAUUAAACUUUUCAUUACCCCUUUAACCUGGCAUUGUCCCUUUAACCUGGCAUUACAGCUGCCAUAUUCUACACUUUAGUAAUAAGAAGGCACAGACAUGGCCCUUAUAGCUCAACUGUGUUUAUGCUUGUCAGGACUUUCUUUGUCUUUUGGGCAGGAUGGAGCUGGCUGGGGCCAGAUGAUCCAAUGGGAAGAUAGUGGAAGGCGUUAUCGGCUCCUGAAUUCUGGCCAAGAGUACCAGCCGGCAGGGGAAAGUGCUGGAGGAACUCGAGUUUUGCUGGAUGGAAGUCGUGGAAGCGGUGUGGAUCUUCGCCGCCAGGCACCCACAUUGCCUCGAACUGGAUCGCAGACAGUGAGGGGCAACACUCGUCAUCCAUUUGGCUUUGGACAGGUGCCAGAUAAUUGGCGAGGUGGGAGUGAAACAUCAAGCACGUUGGGUCGCUUUGGUGAAACGGCGAGCACGUCGAGUCGCUUUGUACCUUCCACAGGGACUGGUGGUGGAGGGGGGAGUAGAAUACGGCAAACUUACUCCCAGAAUUCGGUAGGACCUCCAUUUUUACCAAGACCUCAGCCUCCUUUUGUAGCGCAACCUGAUUUUUACCCACAAGGCUAUGAAGAAACGUAUAGCUAUUCUAGGGGUGGAGUAGGGGGAGGUGCAGGUGGUGGAGGUGCAGGUGGUGGAGGUGCAGGUGGUGGAGGAGGUGCAGGUGGUGGAGGUGCAGGUGGUGGAGGUGGAGGUGGUUAUGUCGCACAGCCACCUUGGGGAGGAGCCUAUGAAGAUUUCUAUGAGGAACCAAAUCCACCAUAUGCCCAACCGCCUUAUUUUGGGGUCCCCCCUAACUUACCUCCUCAGCAACCAGCAGUUGCCAAUCCCGUUGUGCCACAGGAUGGACUUGACCGCCGUUAUUCCCAUAGCCUCUUUCGAGGAAGUGAUAUUCCAGCAGAAAGUGAUCCUGUCCGACCAGGUGUAGGAACUGGGGCUGGUGAAGCAGCAAUCCCGCCAUAUGGAGGAGUGAGUCAGGGUGAAGGAGGUUACUAUGGAGCACAACGACCAGAUGUUUUCCAACCGCAGAGCCGGGUAGCCAGUGCUCCAAACAGUGGAAGUGAAUCACAAGGAGGACAACAAGCAAGAGUCAGCGCUGGGACUGUUUUUCGUGGCGGUCAGAGUGGAAGAGGACUUCCUGAUUUGGUCCCUGAUCCAAGUUAUGUUCAAGCUGCAACUUAUGUCCAGCGUGCUCAUUUAUAUUCACUACGCUGUGCCGCUGAGGAGCGCUGUCUCUCCAGCUCUGCAUAUGCAGCGGACACUUCAGAUUAUGAUGUCAGAGUUCUGCUUCGAUUUCCACAGAGAGUGAAGAACCAAGGAACAGCAGACUUUUUGCCUACACGACCACGCCAAGCAUGGGAGUGGCACAGCUGUCAUCAACACUAUCACAGCAUGGAUGAGUUCAGUCAUUAUGACCUACUGGAUGCAACGACAGGGAGAAAAGUUGCAGAGGGACAUAAAGCUAGCUUUUGCUUAGAGGAUACAACCUGUGACUUUGGGAACCUCAAGAGAUAUGCAUGUACCUCACACACUCAAGGUUUAAGUCCCGGCUGUUAUGACACAUACAACGCAGACAUUGACUGCCAGUGGAUCGAUAUAACUGAAGUGAAGCCAGGAAACUACAUACUCAAGGUUGUGGUGAAUCCUAAAUAUCUAGUGCUGGAGUCAGAUUUUACCAAUAAUGUGGUGCGCUGCAAUAUCCACUAUACAGGACGAUACGCGUCAGCCACAAACUGCCGUAUCACACAGUUCUGAGCAAAACUUUGAAGAUUAUUAUCUGUGGUGGAUUUCACUGACAAAAUCUCCAUCCUUCCCUCCCUCUCUCCCUCUCAUGAUAAGCACACUAGAUUUCAUAUUAAUACUUGUGUAAAAGUGCCUUGUGGUUUGACCAAUAAAAUAAAUUCUGUAAUUUUUUUCUCAA
This is a messenger RNA of Rana temporaria (common frog), 2689 nucleotides long. RefSeq names its product lysyl oxidase like 1 (gene LOXL1). Gene Ontology annotation, molecular function: copper ion binding; protein-lysine 6-oxidase activity. The transcript has 7 exons. Lineage: Eukaryota; Metazoa; Chordata; Amphibia; Anura; Ranidae. The record is from RefSeq and is a predicted model, not a curated record. Bases 823 to 2523 code for a protein of 566 amino acids. Gene Ontology annotation, biological process: peptidyl-lysine oxidation.